AUGGAAGAUGGAAAGGGGGAGUGUUGUAUAGCGAGGUGGGGCGGCGGACAUACGGCGGCGGUUGUAGCGACGGCGGCGGAGGAUUAUUGCAACACGUCCAAAAUGGAUAUGAUAAUGCUUAAGUUCCGACCUAUUGCUCCGAAGCCGGUUGUAGCAGGGACGACUACUACAACGGCUUCGGAGAGUGGUGGCGGCAGUCAAGGAAAUGGAAGCAGCCGCCAUGCGAAAGCAGGCGGCCGAGGACGGAAGAAAACCAAUAAUAGUUGCAGUAACAAUAGAAAGUGCAACAACAAUAAUAACCAUGGUAGGAAGAGAAAAUCUAGUUCUCCCGAUCGGAGAAAUGAUUAUCCUGCUGGUAACCCUAACCAGCAGGAUCCAACACUACUUCCUUUGUUCCCUGAAGCACCUGAUCUUAGCCCGACAGGCCAAGAUCAGGUGCACAAUGUUAUGCCAUUCUGGCAUAACAUCGAUUGUUACAAUAAUAAUAAUAAUAAUAACAACAACGAUGAUGGCUACACAAGUGGUAGUAGCCCUUCUUUUGAUGGUAAUUUCAACAAUUGCCAUGUAAGUAGCUGGUGGUAA
This is a messenger RNA of Spinacia oleracea (spinach), 582 nucleotides long. RefSeq lists its product as uncharacterized. The transcript has a single exon. The record is from RefSeq and is a predicted model, not a curated record. NCBI's taxonomy places the organism in Eukaryota, Viridiplantae, Streptophyta, Magnoliopsida, Caryophyllales, Amaranthaceae. Bases 1 to 582 code for a protein of 193 amino acids.